Phycomyces blakesleeanus NRRL 1555(-) is the source of this 246-nucleotide messenger RNA. RefSeq lists its product as hypothetical. The record is from RefSeq and is a predicted model, not a curated record. Lineage: Eukaryota; Fungi; Mucoromycota; Mucoromycetes; Mucorales; Phycomycetaceae. Gene Ontology annotation, biological process: meiotic DNA recombinase assembly involved in reciprocal meiotic recombination; double-strand break repair via homologous recombination; meiotic joint molecule formation. Gene Ontology annotation, cellular component: Swi5-Swi2 complex; Swi5-Sfr1 complex. The transcript is spliced from 4 exons. The coding region runs from base 1 to 246 and encodes 81 amino acids.
AUGGAUAAUCAAACGCCUUUGAAAGAGGAACUUAAACAGAAGAAGGUUGAAUAUGAUGAGCUAUGCGGAACAUCUGGAGUUACUGAAGAAGAGGCAUCAAAAAUCACAAAAGAGUACAUAAAGUUGCUGCAUGACUAUAACGACAUCAAGGACUCUGCUACUGUUCUGCUUGGUAUAUAUGCCGCCAAUCAAGAGGUUACUAUAGCCGAAGCGUAUGAGAAAUUUGAUGUUCCUAGUGAUGAUUAA